GUUCUCGCGCGCCGGAAGCGGAAGCGGCGAGUCUCCAUGGCGGCGGCGGCGGCGGCGGCGGCGGGGCCGGUGUUCUGGAGGCGGCUGCUGGGCCUCCUGCCUGGCCGCCCCGGGCUGGCCGCUCUCCUGGGGCGCCUGUCCGACCGACUCGGCAGGAACCGGGACCGCCGGCGCAGGAGGCCACCAUGGCUGUUGUUGGCUCCUCUGCUGUCUCCAGCUGUCCCCCAUGUCAUCUCGCCUCCUUGCUGCCUGUGUCCGGAGGGUGUGCAUCGCUUCCAGUGGAUCAGAAACCUGGUUCCAGAGUUCGGAGUCUCCAGCUCUCACGUCAGGGUGCUUUCUUCACCUGCAGAGUUUUUUGAGCUCAUGAAGGGGCAGAUAAAAGUAGCCAAGAGGCGGGUCGUGAUGGCGUCCCUCUACCUGGGGACAGGUCCUUUGGAACAGGAACUGGUGGAUUGCCUGGAAAGCACUCUAGAAGAGUCACUCCAGGCGAAGUUUCCUUCCGACCUCAGGGUGUCCAUUCUCUUAGACUUCACGCGGGGCUCAAGAGGAAGGAAAAACUCUCGCACAAUGCUGCUCCCGCUCCUGCAGAGGUUUCCACAACAGGUCCGAGUGUCCCUCUUCCACACGCCUAACCUCCGUGGGCUCCUCCGGCUCCUCAUCCCCGAGCGCUUCAAUGAGACCAUCGGCCUGCAGCACAUCAAGGUGUACCUCUUCGACAACAGCGUCGUCCUGAGCGGCGCAAACCUGAGUGACUCCUACUUCACCAACCGGCAGGACCGCUACGUGUUCUUGCAGGACUGUCCUGAGAUUGCGGACUUCUUCACGGAGCUGGUGGACGCGGUGGGGGACGUGUCCCUGCAGUUGCAGGGGGACGACACGGUGCAGGUGGUGGAGGGGAUGGUGCAUCCUUACAAAGGUGAUCGGGCUGCGUAUUGCAAGGCAGCCAAUAAGAGGGUUAUGGAUGUGAUCAACUCAGCCAGGACCCGCCAGCAGAUGCUGCAUGCCCAGACCUUCCACAGCAACUCCCUCUUAACCCAGGAAGAUGCAGCAGCCGCUGGAGACCAGAGGCCAGCCCCAGACACCUGGAUUUACCCAUUGAUCCAGAUGAAGCCCUUUGAGAUUCAGAUCGAUGAGGUUGUCACCGAGACCCUGCUGACAGAGGCCGAGCGAGGCGCUAGGGUCUACCUCACCACCGGCUACUUCAACCUGACCCAGGCCUACAUGGACCUGGUCUUGGGCACACGAGCCGAGUACCAGAUCCUGCUGGCCUCGCCGGAGGUGAACGGCUUCUUUGGGGCCAAGGGGGUGGCAGGUGCCAUCCCGGCCGCCUACGUGCACAUUGAGCAGCAGUUCUACAGUGAGGUGUGCAGCCUGGGGCAGCAGGAGCGGGUCCAGCUGCAGGAGUACUGGCGGAGGGGCUGGACGUUUCAUGCCAAAGGCCUCUGGCUGUACCUGGCAGGGAGCAGCCUGCCCUGUCUCACGUUGAUUGGCUCUCCUAAUUUUGGGUACAGGUCAGUUCACCGGGACCUGGAGGCCCAGAUCGCCAUUGUGACGGAGAGCCGGGCCCUGCAGCAGCAGCUUCACCAGGAGCAGGCGCAGCUCUACCUGAGGUCUGGUGCCGUGUCCUCUGCCACCUUUGAGCAGCCGAGCCGGCAGGUGAAGCUGUGGGUGAAGAUGGUGACUCCGCUGAUUAAGAACUUCUUCUGAGGACAG
Messenger RNA from Lipotes vexillifer (Yangtze River dolphin), 1713 nucleotides. It is a transcript of the gene PGS1, whose product is annotated as phosphatidylglycerophosphate synthase 1. Bases 37 to 1707 code for a protein of 556 amino acids. The record is from RefSeq and is a predicted model, not a curated record. Gene Ontology annotation, cellular component: mitochondrion. Gene Ontology annotation, biological process: cardiolipin biosynthetic process. Gene Ontology annotation, molecular function: CDP-diacylglycerol-glycerol-3-phosphate 3-phosphatidyltransferase activity. NCBI's taxonomy places the organism in Eukaryota, Metazoa, Chordata, Mammalia, Artiodactyla, Lipotidae. The transcript is spliced from 9 exons.